Messenger RNA from Fusarium venenatum, 1545 nucleotides. RefSeq lists its product as uncharacterized. Lineage: Eukaryota; Fungi; Ascomycota; Sordariomycetes; Hypocreales; Nectriaceae. The record is from RefSeq and is a predicted model, not a curated record.
AUGUUCGGUCUCCGUACAAAAGAUCACCAGUCCUCGAUAUUUGAUGAUGAUGAUGAUGAUGAUGAUGAUGAUAUCUAUCCGGCAACGUUACUAGACGAUACAAAAGCUCAGCGCGACAUGAUUUUGCAUUGGACGUUCCAUUUCAACGAUGUACUCGACACUGACAAACUACGUACUUCGCUUGUGACACUCCUUGAAAUUGGAGAUUGGAGAAAAUUGGGCGGUCGCUAUAGGAUCAAUGCCAAUGGCAAGGCGGAGUUCCAUGUUCCCAAGACGUUUACUGAAGAACGGCCACCUUUUCAGUACUCGCAACGGCAUUUCGAUAUGAAGAUUGAGAAUCAUCCAAUAGGUCGAAAAUUCCCUCAGGCAGGAGAACAGCCCAGUCUUCAUCCAGGAGGGUACGAGUUCAAGGAUCUCGCUACCGCACCAGACAACGCCGUGAAUGGCUGGGAUCUUCUGGUAGGCAACAAACCACAAAUGGCUCUCAACAUUGUAUCUUUCAAAAAUGCAACUCUUGUCACUUUGGUGCUCUCACACAUGCUCAUGGAUGCCGGUGGUUUGCAGGCCUUGCUACAAAACUGGUCACUGGUGCUUGCAGGCCGCGAGUCUGAAGUUUCGCCUGUGUUUGGUGCACGAAAGGAUGUCACUUGUGACAUAGCAGAAGGCCGCACGGAAGAUCCUUCCGAAGGUUUUAUCCAAGAAGAGUUAGAAAUUGCUCCCAAGCGCAUCAAAGGGCUCAAAAUGUUUGUUUUUGUCAUGCGCUUCCUCUGGGAAUUGAUUUGGUACGGUAAACCCGAGUCACGUACGAUAUUCCUCCCAAAAGCAGCCGUUUCUCGAUUGCGACAAGAGGCAUUAGAAACUUUGACCCUUACAGAGGGACGCAAUGGAGAUGAGGAGCCGUUCAUAAGCGAAGGGGAUGUUUUAUCGGCAUGGACAGCAAAAAUGGUUGCCUCAUCGGAUCCACGUCAACUUCCAGUUUCAAUCCUCAACGCAGUCAAUCUAAGGUACCGAUUUGAUUCAAUGAAACACGCCACAGGCGUAUACCUUCAGAACCUAGCCCUUUGCGAAUUCACCUUUGUUUCCCCCACCAUGGCCCGAGGUCCUCUUGGUCCCAUCGCCCUAGCAAACCGCAAGCAUUUGAUCCAACAGACAACAAAAUCACAAAUCCGGGCUUACCUAAGGAGUGCGAUUGCCGAAAGCCAAAACGGCUUAGACACUAUUCUCUUUGGCGAACCUAAUAUGCUCUUGAUUAUCAUCACCAACUGGACCAAGGCGGAGUUGACGCAAGCAGCAGACUUUAGUACAGCUGUCCUUCGGGUUGGGGAUAAGAGUGAGAAGAGGAAGAAUGCAAAGGGCCGAAUGAUUCAGCUUUCUGUUGCGCCUGCCAAGGAGAGUUUCAUGUCGAAGAACGUCAUGAUGAUCAAGGGAAAGGAUCAUGGAGAUAAUUAUUGGCUUGAUGGAUGUUUUCUUCAAAAGGCAUGGGUCAAAUUCGACGGAGAAUUAGCAAGAUUGAGCACCGAAUCUUGCCGGCGGCAGCCAACGUAA